Messenger RNA from Sorex araneus (European shrew), 2550 nucleotides. It is a transcript of the gene MROH7, whose product is annotated as maestro heat like repeat family member 7. Bases 16 to 2550 code for a protein of 844 amino acids. The record is from RefSeq and is a predicted model, not a curated record. NCBI's taxonomy places the organism in Eukaryota, Metazoa, Chordata, Mammalia, Eulipotyphla, Soricidae. The transcript is spliced from 19 exons. Gene Ontology annotation, cellular component: cytoplasm.
GUCCGCUCCCAGGCCAUGGAGACCCUGAGCAGGCUGAGUCACACCCAGCCCGCGCUGGGCGCCCACGAACGGUCGGAGAUGGUGAGCACGUGUGUGAAGAGCGUGUUUUCCCUGCCCCCGGUGAGGGCCAUGCAGGAGAAGGACGAGGCCAAGGCCAACGACGUGCAGACCCUGUACAGUCAGACCCUGGGCGCCCUGCAGGCCCUGCUCCGUGCCCUCUUCAUGGAGGACCCCACGCCCAAGGGGCUGAAGAGCAUACUGGAGCCCCUGGCGCCCUGGAUGAGCUCGGGGAAAGCCCACGAGCGCAGACGUGCCGUGCACAGCGUGGUCUCCAUGCUGAACCACACGCUCCUCGCCCUGCCUGCCUUCGCCUCCCCGGGGCUCCCGUCCCUUGGGCUGCUGCUGGGGAGACUCACCCUGCGCAUCGGGGACCCCGACAAAGAGGUCGGCCAGGAGGCCCUGGACGGCGUCGCCACCCUCUACACCAUCCUGGAGCUCCAGAAGCGAAACAGAGACCCGGAGGAAGCCGACAAGAAGGAGCUGUGCGAGAGCAACAAGCACUUCCUGGGGCCCUACAACCCCGUCAGCCCCUGCCAGAACAUCCUCCGUGUGAUCGCGGAAUUCGGAGACUUUCUGGGUCCCCAGCAAGUGAAGGACCUGCUACUGGCCAUCCUGGAGGGGCUGAAAGGGGGCACAGAGGCCCGGGGGAAGGACUCGGGUGAGAUGGUACAGCUGGCCUCCGAGGUGAUGCUCAGCUCCGUGCUCGAGUGGUACCGCCACCGGGCGCUGGAGGUGAUCCCCGAGAUCACGCAGGGCAUCUACACACAGCUGAGCCACAUCCGGGACCCCCGGGCCCGCAGCGUGGCCCUGCUGCCCGUGUCCCUCCUGGCCAGCUCCUUCAUGACCGAGGUCGUCGUGGCCCUGCUCAUGUGUCCCCUCCCCCUGGACAGCAACGGAGCCGAGAUGUGGCGGCAGCUGCUCCUGCGCAAGCCCAGCUGUGACGCCCGGGACCUCCUGGACCUGCUCCUGAGCAGCCUGAAGGAGAAGCCUGUCACCAAGAAGGGCCGCGCCUCCAUUGUGCCCCUGGCGGCAGCCAGCGGCCUGUGCGAGCUCCUGUCGGUCAACAGCUGCAUGGGCCGCGUGCGGCGCAUCUACCCGCAGCUGCUGCUGGCCCUGCUCAUUCAAGUCCACUACCACAUCGGCCUCAGCCUGCCCGGCCACCUGGCCGCCCACAAGGACUCCAGGCAGGACAAGGACCCGCAGGCCCCGGCCUUCGUGCCCGUCCACUGGGUGAUCAAGGUGGUGAAGACGCUGCUGCUGAAGAUGGGCUGCUCCUACGAGACCACUUUCCUGGAGGACCGGGGCGGCUGGGAGCUCAUGGGGCAGGCGGAGAACCACCACCGGGGAGUGUCCCUGCUGGCCAGGGCCAUGGUGCACUAUUCCUGUCAGGAGCUGUGCCGCAUCCUUUACCUGCUCAUCCCACUCCUGGAGCGAGGUGACGAGAAGCACAAGAUCACGGCCACCGCCUUCUUUGUGGAGCUUCUCCAGAUGGAGCAGGUGCGGCGGAUCCCUGAGGAAUAUUCCCUCGGGCGGAUGGCGGAAGGCCUGAACCAUCGCGACCCCGUCAUGAAGCUGCUGUCCAUCCGCGGCCUGGUCAUCCUGGCGCGCAGGACUGAGAAGACCGCCAAGGUGCAGGCCCUCCUGCCCUCCAUGGUGAAGGGCCUGAAGAACCUGGACGGGGAGCUGGUGGCGGAGGCGGGCCACAGCCUCAAGCGCAUCUUCAAGGGGCAGGACCGGAAGGUGGCGGACAGCUCGGUGUCCGUGGAGAUGCUGAAGGUGCUGCUGCCACACUUUGCUGAUCCCCGGGAGGCCGUGCGCUGCUCGUGCGUCGACCUCUACGGCAAGGUGGUCCAGCAGCUGCGCCUGCCGCGCUCUGCGGCCGCCGAGGAGCAACUCAAGAGCACGCUGGUGCCGCUGCUGCUCGUCAUGCAAGAGGGCAACGCCAAGGUGGCCCAGAAGUGCAUGAAGACCCUCUUCCGCUGCUCCUGCUUCAUGACCUGGGAGCUCCCCAAAGGCGCGUACAGCCGGAAGCCCUGGCACGGCCAGCGGCAGGCGGUGGACAAAGUGUGCCGCUACAUCGUGAGGACGCACCAAGAGAGCGCCGUCACCUUCCUCAGCCAGAGCCUGGAGUUCGCCAAGAACCCGCGGGCCUCCCUGCGCAAGUCCUCAGCCGUGUUCCUGGGGUCCCUGGUCCCCUGCAUACACAAAGUCAUGACGGAAGAUCACUGGAACGAAGUCAAAGCUGCUCUGGGCGACCUGAGACACGACCCGGAAGCGUCAGUGUGCAUCUGCGCAGCCCAGGCCCAGGACCACAUCGUGGCCAGUUGCUGGCACGACUCCUGGGCCCUGCUGCCCGGGGACUCGUGGGCGAGCGGCCUGGCCACCACGCACUGCUGGAGCUCGCAGCCCGAGGGCCAGCCCACCUCCCACCAGCGGCACUCCUGGCUCUGGCAGGCACUGGGCUCCUGGAGGAUGGCCCGGAAGCAGUGA